Messenger RNA from Dendronephthya gigantea, 1629 nucleotides. RefSeq names its product beta-1-syntrophin-like. The transcript is spliced from 5 exons. The coding region runs from base 55 to 1521 and encodes 488 amino acids. Lineage: Eukaryota; Metazoa; Cnidaria; Anthozoa; Malacalcyonacea; Nephtheidae. The record is from RefSeq and is a predicted model, not a curated record. Gene Ontology annotation, molecular function: structural molecule activity; protein binding. Gene Ontology annotation, cellular component: intracellular anatomical structure; dystrophin-associated glycoprotein complex.
GGUUGUUGAAGGCGAACGUGAAGUGAAUAAAGUAUAGUAAAUAGAAUGUAAGUUAUGGCUGCCUCGUCGCGAUCGGGAUUGCUUGAUUACUACACAAAAGAUGGCUGGAGACGUGUGUUUGUCACCUUGGACGAAGAGACUCUCACUCUAAACGCAGAAGACUCUUCAAAAUCAUCAAAUUCAAGUAGUUUAUCGUCAAAAGAUGGCGACACGGUAGGCUUACCCGACGAGAAGAUCCCUCCCGAAUCAAUUUUAAAUCAAGUUCGCAAAGUUCGUGUGAUCAAACAAGAAGUGGGCGGCCUAGGUAUAUCAAUAAAAGGUGGCAAAGAGAACAAAAUGCCCAUUCUCAUUUCAAAAAUCUUCAAGGGACUAGCAGCUGAUCAGACAGAUGCCCUGUACGUUGGGGAUGCUAUUUUGGCUGUCAAUCAAGAAGACUUGCGGAAUGCAACGCACGAUGAAGCCGUACGCGCGCUCAAGCAGGCCGGUCGCGAAGUUGACUUGACUGUGAAAUAUCUCAAAGAAGUUACACCGUAUUUUCGUGGCUCUAAAAGUAGCGAGUCUAGCACGAGCAAUGCUGUGAGCUCGCCGCCUCAAAAUUGGCCCGAAAUAAAAUCCAUAAAUUUGAAACUUUCCUAUGUGUCGAGGUACAUUCCUGCGAAGGUUCAAGGUGCAGAAGGACGAAGUUUUGAAAUUUUUAGUUCAGAUGGCAGAUCUGCAUGCAUAUUGAGAUGUAACGACGCGGCAUCUGCCCAGCAAUGGUACAGUGUUAUUCAUACUAAUGUUUCACGCCUCAUAGAACCUGCGAUAGAUGAAGCUAAUGUCAUACUAAGUGGGUCACCAGGCAAUAGGGAAAUACACACUAUGGGCUGGCUUAGUGAGCAAGUUUAUGUUGGCGGCGACAGCCCUAAACCGGAAUGGAAGCCAGUUUUUUUGGCAUUAACAGAUAAAGAUAUGUUACUAUAUGAUGCUGUUGCAUUCACAUUAGAGGAAUGGGCAUCACCUUUUAUGAGUCAUCCAUUGUUAGCAACCAGAUUAGUGAACUCAACUGGAACCUCAUCAGAACGCUUGAAUUCACCAGAUUUGACGUUUGGAACAAGAACAGGCUCACGGAAAGGUGUGGAAGCUCAUCUAUUUCGAGCGGAAACACCGCGUGAACUGGCUCAUUGGUGUCGUAGUAUUAUUGAAGGAGCCCACAGCGCGGCUGCUUUAAUCAAAGAAAUAAAUUGUGCGGUGACGUGGCACAAUCAGGAAACUCGUCUUACAAUUCAUUAUGAGAAUGGUUUCACCCUAACUGACGCGAGGUCAGGAAUAGAUUCUUCAGGAAAGUCCCAAAUUUUAUGGUCCUUCCCGUUUGAUCGUUUAAAGAUGUCUGCCGAUGACGGACAACGUUUGCUCUGGCUUGAUUUUGGUGGAGAUGAAGGAGAACAGGAACUAGAUCUUCGUGGAUGUCCAAAGCCAGUUGUUUUCGUCUUACAUACAUUUCUCUCCGCCAAAACCGCUCGUCUGGGACUAUUCGCAUGACAGUACGCACGCCAUUUUCACUGAAUGGUCGUUUUCACUGUCCUAACAAAUAUUGACGAUAAAAGUAUUAUAUAAUAUGGUUAUUUUAUUACACGAAUUCUUAUACUA